AUGAGUAGAAAUAUUAGAGUACUUGAUCUUAAGAAAAUCUCUAAUACUAAGUUAUCGAUUAAAGCUCCUGUUCAAAUUCGAAAAUUUGAUUUAUCUAGAAUUAGAGAAUAAGAAAUUGAGUUUCAAAGUUUAGUUGAUUCAUUUGAAUCUGAUUAGAGGUACGACAAAUCUUAUUGUUUAGCAUUAAUUCACCUAUAAAUGGAUCAUUUAUUGUUAAAUCUUAACGUUCAUUGUCGAAGAAGAAAUAUACUAAUUCCAAAGAGGAGUAAAAUAUAUAUGGAUUAAAAAUUUUAAUGAAUUAGUGUUCUUCUUAAAAACAUUUUUCUUAAAAGCAUUUUGAUAGUAGAAGAUCUAGCACAGAUAUAAUAUAUUUGGAAUAAUAAUAAGAAAAGAGUAAUUUGGAAUGGUUCGAACAUUGUAAGGAAAUCAAACCACCAUAAGCAAAAUGCCAGUUUUUUCAUUAAAAAUUGAAGUACUUUAAAUUAUAAGUAGACAGUCAAUAUUUUUGGGAAGAUGUUACUAUUUUAGAUCUUGACGUUUAAUAAAAUAAGUUCAUAGUUUAAAAAUAUCCAGACGGUCAAAUUAAGAAAGUUGAUAGGUUAUCUCUUUAAUUUGUUAAUUAAAACUAAGAAAUAUAUUAAAAGGUUUAACAUUGCAAGUAAAAUAAUUAUUAUAUAAAAGCUAAUAGAGAUAAUUAUUAAAGAAGAUUGAACAUAAGAAAUAACAACAAAUCAUGUCUGUUCAUAACACUGAUGUCUCUUAAUUUCCAUAAACAUUAAGAUAAAAGUUAAUUAAGAAAUACAUGAAUUCUUCUUUAACUAUUUCUAUUUUAGUUGAAAUUGAAAAUGAGUAUAUAGUAGCAAUGAAAAAAUGUGCAGUUGGAAAUUAUGAUAAGAAAAUUAAAUUUGUCCCUUAAGAGAGAUAUUAAUUCUAUUCAACGAAUAAAAAACUUGUAAAGAAAUAGGUACACUUCUAUAAAAAAUCAGCAAUUUGUGCUAUGUAAAAUAUGAUUUAAAGAAUUGAUGAUUAUACAAUAUACACUUAUGAUUUUCGAUUGAUUCAAUUACCUAUCAAAUUAGAAGAAUUCACUUGUCUUAUUGAUUAAUAAAUCAUGCUUUAAUUAAAUGAAUUUAAAAAUUAACGAUUAUUUAUGCUUUCUAAUAUAUAAGAUUGCUUAUCUAAAGAGCACAGUUUUGUAACAACACAAUAAGAUUAAUUUAAAGGAGGAUAAUUAGAGAAAUUGUUAAUAAAAAUAAAUUAUAUUUACUUGAAUUUUCUAAAAAAACAAAUUGAAAAAGAAUAUCAUAAUUUAAAACUAUUUUUAAUAAAAUAUACUUACAAUUGUGAAAAUGAGGUAAAAAUUGAAUUAACUACUUUACUUGAGUUAAGUGUAAAAAUAAUUAUACCUAAAGGAGGGAAAAUGUCAAGAAAAGAUUAACGUCUUUCAAAUGUAUAAAUUAAUAAAUAAAAUGAUCCAAUUAUUUAUAUCUAAUACUCUCUUAAUGAUAUUUUAGAAUAAUUAUUAAAACCAUGUAGAUAGUUAUUAAAUUUUGUAUAAAAAAUCUAAACAAUCAGAAGUGAAUUAAUGACAUUAUUGUUAUUAAAAGAAACACUUAAAGAUAUAUUUGAUUAGAAAUAAAUUCAUGAUUUAGAAGAGGAAAUAAUAUAGAUAAUAACAAUAGAAUAUUAAAAAUGUUAUAAUUUAGUUGAAAAGUUUUAAAAAUUUAAGAAAUUUUUGAUUCCAUUAAAAUCAAAGGAAAUAGCUGAAAUAUUAGGAAUGGAACCUAAAGAAAAGUCUCUAACACCAAUAAAUAAGCAAUAAAUAAUUUAAAGAUUACAACAAUCAAGAAAUGCAUUAUUAGAGAUAGAUCAUUUAUGUAAUACUCGUAGUAGAUUGGGAUUGUUUUCAGUAAAUUUAAAUGAUUUAAAAUUAAUAUUAAAAGAAAAAGUAUAAGAUUAAGCAAAUCAAAUAACAAAUGUAUAAAUAUAUAUAAAUAGUAGAAAAUAAUUGAUUUGAUAAAAUAUAAUACUGUGAAUAUAAAAUAAUAGUUUGAUGAAAUAUAAUCUAAAAGUUCAACAUUACCUCAUACUGAAGAGAAAUUGGUGGAAUUAAAAUUAUUGUUAGGAGAGUUAAAGAUGGAGUUUUCUAGAAAGAAAGUUGAAAUAUUAUAGAUGUAAUAAAUAAAUAAUUAUAUAUUUAUAGAGGUGAAAUGCUUGAUGUAUUAAAUAUAUUUUAUGUUCCAUUUGAUUUUGAUUUAAUGAUAGAUUUUUUUUAAUUGAAAUUUUGGCCAUAAGAUAUAACUGAAUUAGUUUAAUUGAAUAAGAAUAUGAUUGAGAAACAAGAGAAAUAGUUUUUAGAAAAGCUUCGAGCAGAAAAGUAUGAGUUUGAAGAACAUAUUUACAGAAUAUCUGAAGUAUUUAAUGAGAUAAAAAAUUUUCAUUCUUAUGAAGAGGUUAAAUAUAAAUUACCAACAGUAAAGUAAUUAAAUUAAUAUUUUGAUGAUGCAAAAGAGAUGGCACAUUCAUUUCAUUAAAGAGAAGGAUUAUUUGGUUUACCUAAUUCUACUUAUCCAUAAUUAGAUUUAUUAAUAAGUGAAUUUUAACCAUAUUAAAAAUUAUGGGAGUUAGCUAGCAAUUUUGAAUAAUAAAAAGAUUAAUGGUUAUAUGGAUCAUUUAAAAAAUUGAAUUCUUAAGAUAUUUAAAUAAAAAUAAAUGAUUAUGUUAAUUAAACAAUUAAAAUGAGUCAAUAUUUCAAAGAUGUUAAUAAUGAAUAUGCAUAAUAAUUUUUAAGAGGUCUAAGAGCAGCAAUGGAAAGAUCAAAAGAAUUUAUUUGGAUUAUUGAAGCCCUUGUAAUAGAAGCAUUUUAAAAGAAACCAUCUUUUUGGAGAGAUCUAUUUCGUGAAUGUCAUAUAGCAAAUUUUGAUCCUAAAGAAGAUUUCCCUUUACAAAUUCUAAUUACAAGAGGGAUUCUAAAUGUAAAAGAAUAAGUAUUAGCUGUUUCUUAGAGAGCUGAAAAAGGAUGGAAUAUUGAAAAAAGACUUAAUGAAAUGUAAGAUAAAUUAUCAGUCAUUAUUAUUGAAAUUGUACCAUACAAAGAUACAUAUAUAUUUAAGAAUUAUGAAGAAGUUUAAAUGUUAUUAGAUGAAUAACUUAAUGUCUUAGGUAUUUUAAAAGCAUAACCUCAUGUAAAGAUGGUUUUAAGUAAAGCCAAUUAAUUAGAAUAUAAAACAGUUUUAAUUUAAGAUACAUUAGAGUAUGGAAUGAAAUGUUAAAAACAUUGGAUAUAUUUAGAUCCUAUCUUUACUAGUGAAGAUAUUAAGAAAAAAUUAGCAAAAGAAGCUUAAUUCUUUAGAAAUGUGGAUUAAUCAUUUAAAAUGUGUAUGGAAAACUUUAAUUAAAAUAGAAAGAUAUGGGAUUGUAUUGAUUCUGAAAAAAUGAAAAUAGAAUUUAGUAAUAAUGUUUUAAUGCUUGAUUAAAUAUAAAAAAGUUUAACAAUUUAUUUAGAAUCAAAAAGAGUAUUAUUUCCUAGAUUCUAUUUUGUAUCAGAUGAAGAAUUAGUUGAAAUAUUGGCAUAAACUAAAGAACCUGUUUAAGUUUAAAGACAUAUAUAUAAAUGUUUUGAAUCUAUUUAAGAAUUAAAGUUUGAAAAAUAUUCAUUAAUAACUGGAAUUUAUUCAUCAUUAAAAGAAUGUGUACCUUUAGAACAACCAAUAAAUGUUGCUCAAGAUGAUAAAUCUGGAAAUGUGGAAUUAUGGUUAUAAGAUUUAGAAACUUAAAUGAAAAUUUCUAUAUCAAGAAUUUCUAAUAGAACUUUAAAAGAUUUGAAUUGUACAAAAUAAGAGUUUAUUACUAAAUGGCCAACAUAAUCUAUAUUAUUGGCCAAUCAAAUUAAAUGGACUAGAAGUACAGAAACAGCUAUUAGAUAAUAAUAAAAAAUGAAUCUUAAAUUAUAUUUAAGUAUUUUACAUAAAGAACUUUAAGAUACUGUUUUAUUAGUUAGAUCAGAUUAAAAUAAAUUAUAAACUGCAACAUUAGAAGCAAUGGUCGUUAUUGAAGUACAUUAGAAAGAUAUUGUAGAUUCUCUUUAUAAGAAAAAUGUUUAAGAUGCAAAUGAAUUUAUUUGGAUCUCUUAAAUGAGAUUUUAUAAUGAAAUAGUUGAAUAAGAAUUUGUUGUUAAUGUUAAAAUGGUAAAUUCAAUGUUGAAAUAUGGUUUUGAAUAUUUGGGAAAUUUAACAAGAUUGGUGAUAACAAAAUUAACAGAUAGAUGUUAAAGAACAUUAUUGAGUGCAUUAAAUAUGAAUUAUGGAGGAGCUCCUGAAGGACCAGCAGGUACAGGUAAAACAGAGACAGUAAAAGAUUUAGCAAAAGCAAUAGGAAUGCCAUGUAUAGUAUUUAAUUGUUCAGAGGGAUUAAAUUAUAUAGCAAUGGGUAAGUUUUUUAAAGGUUUAGCAUCUUCAGGAUCAUGGUGUUGUUUUGAUGAAUUUAAUAGAUUAGAUCCUGAGGUAUUAUCUGUUGUAGCCUAAUAAAUAUAUACAAUAUUUUAAGCAGUAAAGGAAAAGAGAAUGCAAUUUAAUUUUGAAGGAGUAUAGAUAAAUUUAAGUUUAACGGUAUCAAUAAAUAUAACAAUGAAUCCUGGUUAUGCAGGUAGAUCUGAAUUACCAGAUAAUUUAUAGAUAUUAUUUAGACCAUGUGCUAUGGUAGUUCCAGAUUAUGCUAUGAUAGCUGAAAUAUAUUUAUAUAGUACUGGAUUUGAAAAAGCAAGAGAAUUAAGUUAAAAGAUAGUCACAUGUUUAAGAUUAUGCAAUGAAUAAUUAUCAUCUUAAGAACAUUAUGAUUUUGGGAUGAGAGCAUUAAAAGCAAUAUUAAGUGCUGCAAAGAAUAUGUAUGAAGGAUAUGAAGAUGAAAUAUGUUUAACAUCAAUAAUAAAUGUUAAUAAACCUAAAUUUAUACCUAAUGAUGUUGAUUUAUUUAUGGCUAUCACAAAAGAUUUAUUUCCUGAUGUUAAAUAAGUUGAAUAAAAUUAAUUAGAAUUGGAAGAAGCAUGUUCAGAAUUGAAUUGUUAGAUGGAUAGAUUAUUCUUAUAAAAAAUAGAAGAAUUAUAUAAUAAUAUAAAUGUUCGAAAUGGCGUAAUGUGUAUAGGAGAGACAUUCUCAGGUAAGACAACAACAAUUUAAGUUUUGGCAAAAGCUUUGAAUUGUCAAAUAUUUAAAUUGAAUCCGAAAUCUAUAAAUACAGAUUAAUUAUAUGGAUUUUUAGAUGCUGAUACAAGAUAAUGGUCUGAUGGUGUAGCUCCAAUUAUUAUAAGAGAGAAUAUAGAGAAACCAUAGAGAAUUUGGAUUCAUUUUGAUGGUCCAGUAGAUUCAUUAUGGAUUGAGAAUUUAAAUACUGUAUUAGAUGAUAAUAAAAAAUUAUGUUUGACAUCUGGAGAAAUAUUAAAGAUUCCAAAUACAAUGUGUAUGGUAUUUGAAGUAGAAGAUUUAUCAGCAGCAUCUCCAGCAACAGUAUCCAGAUGUGGUAUGAUUUAUUAUAUUCCAUUUAAAUGGCCAUCUUUAAUCGCAACAUUACAAUUACCAAAUGGAUUUGAUUUAGAUUAUUUUAUUAGAAGAAUGAGAUUGUAAUUAUAUAUUCAUCUAUUAAUUAGUUUGAUUGAUCAUACAUUAGCAUGGACUAAAUUAUAUGCUAAAUUUCCAGUUAUGUAUAUUGAAACCAUACUUGUUUCUAAUUUUAUUAAUCUUACAAAGAAAUGUUUAACACUUUUAAGUAUUGAAGAUAAAAGUCAUGAUAAUAUGGAUAAUAUGAUGAUUUUUGCAUUAAUUUGGUCAAUUGGAGCAGCUAUGGAUGAAAUUUAUAGACCAUAAUUUAGUAGAUUCAUAAAUUAAUUAAUAAAAACAAAUAAAUCUGAAAUGCAAACAAUUUAUUAAGAUGAAGCAUAUUUUGGAUUUCCAAAUAAUGAUGGAAUAGAUUAUUUUCUUCAUUGUUAUUAUAAUGGAAAAUGGGUAAAAUGGACUAAUGUAAUGUUUUUAUUUAUAUUAUAUAUAGUUAAGUAACAAGAAAUAAAUAAACCCUGAAAUGUAAUUCCAUUAAAUAGUUGUAUAAACAUAAUCUUCAAUAAGAAAUGAUUAUUUAGCAACAAUUGGUAUACAUAUGUUAUAUUGUGGUCCAACAGGUACAGGUAAAACUUUAUCUAUGGCAUCUAAAUCAGGAUUCUAAAUAGUAUGUUCUGGAUCUACAACUGGUAAUUCUAUAUAAAGAUUGAUUGAAACUAAAAUUAACAAAAGAAGAAGAAAAGGUUAUUAUGCAUCAGAAGAAGGACAUAUCUUCAUAUUUAUUGAUGAUCUUAAUAUGCCUCACAGAGAACCAGAAGGAGCAUAACCAGCUAUAGAAUUAUUAAGAUAAUGGAUGGAAAUGGGAGGUUGGUAUGAUUUAGACAAUAAAGAAUUUAAAUAUAUGUGUGAUAUCACAUUUCUUGGAGCUAUGCAACCUAAUAUUAGUGGUAGAAAUUAAGUCACUAAAAGAUUCUUAAGAUUCUUUAAUAUACUUUAUAUUGGAGGAUUUGAUAAUGAAAGUUUAACUAAUAUGUUAGAAGUCUUCAUCUAUUGGUUAUCUAUCAAAAUUGAUAAUGGAAGCGAAUUCUUAAAUAUUAAGGAUUAAAUCAUUCUUACUACUCUCUUCCUUUUUGAAAAAGUUUAAUCUAAACUAUUACCUACUCCUUCCAAAUCUCAUUAUAUCUAUACUGUUAGAGAUAUUUUUAAAAUAUUUCAAGGAAUUAGUAAAGUUCAUAAAAUAACUAAUUAAUAAUAUUUAAUCAAAUUAUGGAGUCAUGAAUGUGCCAGAAUCUUUUGUGAUAGAUUAGUCGAUUAAAAUGAUAUCAAAACUUAUAAUGAUAUUAUGAAGGAAUCCAUACAAUAAUUAUAUCCUGAUCAUCUCUAGCAUAAUCUCUUUCUACCUUUUUUUAAUAAUCAAUAUGAUGAAGCACCAAUCAUGCAUCGAGUCUAAGAAAAAGUUAAAUGGUUUCUAGAAUAAUACAAUUACCAAUAACAAUAAUACAAAAUGGAAUUGAUACUCUUUACUAAUGCUAUUUUACAUGUUGCUAGAAUCUCCAGAAUUCUAUUAAGUGGUCAUGCUUUACUCAUUGGAAUGGGUGGAAGUGGCAGAAGUAUAUAAAUAUUAAUAUAUUUUAGCAUCUUUGUCUAAGUUAGCUAAUUUCAUACUCUUCCAAUAAACUGCAGAAACUAUCGAUUCUAAACAAUGGGAUGAAAACCUACUCUCUGUACUCAAAGAUUCUGGGAUGGAUAAUUAAAUUAUAACACUCAUCUUCUAAGAAACAUAAUUUCAUUAGGAUUACAUGUUAGAAGAUAUUUGUAAUAUUAUGACUCACGGAGAAGUUUCUCAUCUCUUUCCUCCUGAAGAAAGAAUUAAAGUUUAAGAAGAACUACCAUACUAAUAAUUCAUCAAAAAUUGUAAACAAAAUAUGCAUAUCAUUUUAUGUAUGCAACCUAUUGGUGAAGCUAUUCGUAAAAGAUUAAGAUCAUUUCCAGCCAUCAUUAAUAGUACUACAAUAGAUUGGUUUAUGAGUUGGUCAGAUGAAGCUUUAGAAUCAACAGCUUUUGGGUUUUUGAAAUAGAAUUCUUUAGUGAAGGUUGCAGUUGAUAUCCAUCAUAAAGUACUUGAUUUAACAGAUAAAUAUAAGGAAGAAAUGAGAAGAUACUUUUAUGUUACUCCAACUUAAUAUUUAUAAAUGUUAAAGAUUUAUUAAAAGAUUUUUGAGGAGAGAAUGUUAAAAUCAAGGAAAGCAAUAGAUAGAAUGGAGACAGGAAUAGAAAAGAUAUUACAUACAGAAUAGGAAGUAGAUAAGAUAAGGAUUAUACUUUUUGAAUUGUAACCGCAAUUAGAGAAAGCAACAAAUGAAAAUUAGAUAUUGUUAAAGAAAAUAAAGAAAAGAUAGUAGGAUGCUGAUUAAAAGAGAAUGGUAUGUGAAUAAGAUGAAAAGGUAUGUAGUGUAUAAAGAGAAGAAGCUAAUUCAUUAAGAAAUAUAUGUUAAACAUAAUUAAAUAAUGUAAUACCAUUAUUGAAAUAAGCAACAGAUGCAUUAGAGAAGAUAUCAAGAGAAGAUAUGAUAUUAUUGAAAUCAUUUAUUUAUCCUCCUCCAUCAGCUGCAAUAGUAAUGGAGGGACUUUGUUAUGCUUUUGAGAUUGAUGAUUAAGUUUAAUCAAAGAAUAAAGAUCCUCCAACAAUUUAAGAUUUUUGGGAUUUUGCAAAAAAGAAUUUAUUAAAUGAUAAAUUAAUAAAAAGAAUAAAAAAGAUGAAAUUAGAAGAGAUAAGAGCAAUAAAUAUAGUUAAUAUAGAGAAAUUAGAAGUAUUUUCAUAGAAUCCUCUUUUUGAAAGAGAUAAAGUAUUUAAUGCAUCAACAGCAGCAGGUAAUUUGUCUGAUUGGAUAAGAGCUGUAUUAAAUAGUUAUUAAGCAGUUGAAAUAAUUGAACCUAAGAAAUAAUAAUUAGCAGAAGCUGAAAUAAGAUUAAAAGAUGCAGAAGAGAAAUUAGGUAUUAAAAGAUCAGCAUUAGAUGAAGUUAUGAUUGAAUUAAAAAGAUUAUCAAAUGAAUAUUAAAAGGCAAGAAUAGAAAAAGAAUAAAUUGAAUAAAAAGUUGAAAGUAUAACAAUACAAUUAUAGAGAGCAGAAAAAUUAACUAAUAAUCUUUCUGAUGAAAAAGUUAGAUGGAAAAAGAAAACAUAAAAAAUAAAAGCAGAAUAAAAUACUCUUGAAGGAGAUAGCAUUUUAUGUUCAGCAUUAAUAUCAUACAUGGGUGUAUUUCCUAUUUAAUAUAGAGAAAAUGCAAUAUAAUUAUGGUAGAUGAAAUUAUUAUAGGAAGGUAUUUAAUCAUCAUCUCCAUUUUAAUUAUAAAAGUAAUUAAGUGAUCCUUUAUAAAUAAAUAAAUGGAUUCAAUAGAAAUUACCUAAUGAUUAAUUUUCUAUAGAUAAUGCCAUCAUUAUGAAGCAAUCAUCCAAAUGGCCUUUAAUAAUUGAUCCUUAAUUAUAAGCUAAUUAAUGGAUCAGAAAUAUGGAAGAUAUUAAAAGUUUAUUGAUUUUUAAUGCAAGAUCUCCAAUUUAAUAAGUUUAAUUAUAAUUAGAACAUGCUAUUUAAAUUGGUUACGCUGUUUUAGUUGAGAAUGUUACAGAAGAUAUUGAUCCAUUAUUUAUUUAAAUAUUAUCAUAAAAAGAUUUUGGAUCUACUGCUCAAAUUAAAUUCUUUGAUAAAAUAAUUGAAUAAUCUAAUGAUUUUAGAUUCUAUUUAACAACUAAAUUAGAUAAUCCACAUUAUUAACCAUAAAUUUGUGUAAUGGUAACUCUACUUAAUUUUUAAGCUACACUACAAGGACUAACUGAUUAAAUGUUAAAUGUUGUUGUUAAAAUUGAUGAACCAGUUAAAGAAGAAUUGAGAAUUAAGAAUAUAUUUUACUUUAUAUCGAAUCAAGAUAAAUUGAUUAAAACAGAAGAUUAAAUGUUAGAAUUAUUAUCAUAAGCGGGAGGAGAUUUAUUAUAAAAUGAAACAAUCAUUAUUGCUUUAUAAAAUACAAAAGAUGAAGGAAAUAAUAUUGAAGAAAGAAUUCGUAAAUUAGAAACAGACAGUUAAGCAUUUAAUGUCACUAGAUAAUCAUAUUAAUAAGUAGCUGAAACUGUUGCUAAUUUAUAUUUUGUAGUCUAUUAUUUAGCAACAGUAGAACCUACUUAUUUAUGGUCAUUAGAUUUUUAUGUCUCUCUUUAUUCUAAGGCUAUUAAAGAAGCUUCAUAAGGAAAACUUAGAAGAAAUCAAUAUAUUAUAGAUAAAUUCAUAAUUAUGCUUUACAAUGCUGUUAAUAGAUCAUUAUUAGAGAAAGAUAAACUCAUUUUUAGAUUUCUAUUAUGUCAAAGACUUAUGAAUGUUCCCAUUAAUUUAGUUAGAACAUCUGUUAUGGGUUGUUCAUUGACAUCUACAGAAAUAUCUAUGCCAUAAGAUUAUUUAUGGUUAACUUACAAAAUGUGGUUAGCUUUAGUUGAUUUAUAAUAAUAAUAUCCACUCAUAUUCAAUGGACUUUGUGAUUCCUUUCUUAAUAACAAAUCUUUUUGGGAUCAUUUUUAUUUAAGUACUCAUAGUUUCAAAAUUUCCAUUCUUAAUCUAGACUAAUUUUAAAUUAAUAUGAUAGUCAAAAUUAUUAAACCAGAAUAAUUCAUUUAAGCAACUAAUGAAAUGAUAAGAACAUUUAUGGGAUAAAUCUUUUUAGAAAGUAUUCCUAUAACAUUUGAAUAAUUCUAUCUAGAAUCAGAUUAAAAUACACCAUUAUUAUGUGUUACAACACCUGGAGCUGAUCCUAGAUCUGAAAUCAUAGCACUUGCUAAUAAAUAUGGUUUUUAAGAUAAAUUAAAUGUUAUUUCAUUAGGAUAAGGACAAAGUUAAUUAGCAAUUAAAUUAAUAUUAAAAGCUAUAUAAAAUGGCAAUUGGGUACUUCUACAAAAUUGCCAUUUAGCUGCAUCAUUUAUGCCAGAAUUAGAAAAACUUUAUGAAAAUCAAUUAAAAUAAAAUAUUCAUUAAAAUUUCCGUCUUUGGUUAACUACUUUACCUACUAAUCUAUUACCAUAAAAUGUAAUAAUAAGAGGUAAUAUAUUAUAGAUAUUAAAUUAAUAGCACUCAAAAUGACUUAUGAAUUACCAAGAGGAAUAAAAAAUAAUAUGUUAAGAUCAUAUCUUUCUUAAGAUCCAGAAAAGUUUGAAAACUGCAAAAGAUUAAAAGAAUGGAAGAAUCUUUUUUUUUCUUUGGCUCUUCUUCAUGCAAGUUUGUUAGAACGUAAGAAAUAUGGACCAUUAGGAUGGAAUAUUGGAUAUAAUUUUUCUUAACAUGAUUUAGAAAUGUCAAAAGAAUAAAUUUAAUUCUUUCUAGAUUAAAAUAAUGACAUUCCUUGGGAUGCUCUUCAUUAUCUUAUUGCUGAAAAUAAUUAUGGAGGAAGAGUAACUGAUCCUGUUGAUAGAAAAUUACUUAAUAUUUAUGUUUCUGAUCUUAUUAACAAAGAUAUUGUAGAAGGAUUUUCAUUCAAUGAUGUUUAUAAAGUACCUUCAGAAAUGCCAUUAAAAGGCUAUAUAGAUUAUAUUUCUACUUUUCCAGUUGCUGAUCCACCUCAAUUAUUUGGUUUGCAUCCAAAUGCUGAAAUAUACUCAGCUAUUCUAGAUACAGAAAAUUUAAGUUCCACUAUUCUACAAUUACUUCCUAGAACUUUAGGAGAUCAAAGCAUUCAUCCAGAUAAACUAGUUUAGAAAAAAAGUAAAUCUAUUUUAAAUUAACUACCUACUGAAUUUGAUAUUCAAAUAGUUGAAUAAAAGUAUCCAUUACUUUAAGACAAUUCUAUGCAUACGCUUAUAUAACAGGAAGUUAAUAAAUAUAAUCGAUUAAUUAAUCGAAUAUCGAAAUCUUUAGAAUAACUUAUGCAAGCCUUAGAAGGAUACAUCAAUAUGACUGAUUAACUUAAUGAUAUUUACAAUUCUAUCUUUGAUAAUAAAAUACCCUCUGAUUGGAUUAAGCUCUCUUAUUUAACUACUAAACCUUUAGGAUCCUGGUUUAGUGAUUUAAUUAAAAGAUUAUAAUUCUUAGAUAAUUGGAUUAAUCUUGGUGAACCUACAAUCUUUUGGCUUGGAAGCUUUUUCUUUAUUCAAGGAUUUCUAACGGGAGUCUUAUAGAAUUAUUCAAGAAAAUCCAAAAUACCUAUUGAUCAAUUAAAAUUCGAUUUUGAAUUCAUUAAACUAAAUCCAACUCAAUAAUCUACAAAUGGAAUCUAUAUUGAAGGAUUAUCUAUUGAUGGAGCAUAAUUCGAUUUAGAAGAAUAAACUCUUCUAGAACCAGAAACUAAUAUACUCUUUUUUAAAUGUCCAAUUAUUAAGUUUUUACCAACCAAUCAAACUAAAAAGUAUAAUCAUUACUCUUGUCCUUUAUAUAAUACUUCUUAAAGAAAAGGAGUUCUAACUUCUAAUGGUUUAUCUAUUAAUUUCAUUUGUAAUAUUAAAAUACCAAUAAAAAAUGAAAAAAAACAUUGGUCCAAAAGAGGAGUGGCUUUAAUUAUUUAAAUUGAUUGA
Messenger RNA from Paramecium sonneborni, 12093 nucleotides. The record is from the annotation of a GenBank genome assembly. Lineage: Eukaryota; Ciliophora; Oligohymenophorea; Peniculida; Parameciidae.